This is a messenger RNA of Trifolium pratense (red clover), 1011 nucleotides long. RefSeq lists its product as uncharacterized. The transcript is spliced from 2 exons. The coding region runs from base 271 to 750 and encodes 159 amino acids. NCBI's taxonomy places the organism in Eukaryota, Viridiplantae, Streptophyta, Magnoliopsida, Fabales, Fabaceae. The record is from RefSeq and is a predicted model, not a curated record.
UUCAGAUCACUGAUUCAACGUUUUGCAUUUCAUUUUUUUUAUUUAUUUUGUGUAAUUUUGAUUUUAUGCUCAAUUCAGAUCUCGAACAAGAGCUUGAAUGCUUCAUCUUCAUCGGUUUCUGAAGAAUCUGUGGAUUUUUCGCCGUUUUCUGAGCUCACGGAGGAAAAUCUCACUGAAGAUGCUACGGCUUUCUUGUUAGAAGAACCUGCCUCUGUAACUUUGCUUCAGCCUGAAAAGAUCAUUUGUACAACCGAUGCGUGUGAGUAUGAAAUGAUCAAGUUCACCAGUGUGGAGGAUAUUAUGAAUUUUCUACUACAAUUUAAAGCUAAUUUGAUCGUCACUUCGGACAAUGCUGAUCUGCAGUAUAAGAAGCUUAGGGAUGAGAUAAUUGAGUAUGUUUUACAGGAACUCAAUCACAAUGUGCAGCCUGAUUUGAUCGUCACUUCGGACAAUGCUGAUCUGAAGUAUAAGAAGCUUAGGGAUGAGAUAAUUGAGUAUGUUUUAGAGGAACUCAAUCACAAUGUGCAGCCUGAUUUGAUCGUCACUUCGGACAAUGCUGAUCUGCAGUAUAAGAAGCUUAGGGAUGAGAUAAUUGAGUAUGUUUUACAGGAACUCAAUCACAAUGUGCAGCCUGAGUAUGUUUCGCAGAAAAAAGCGUUUCUGUUUCUCUGUGUCAUCUUUUGGUUUAUUGUAGUGUUAGCUGUGCUUUUCUUCACUCCUGAUGUUGAUCGUGGACUAGUUCCAACUUGAACCAUUCCACUGAAGCUGAUUUGGUAUUCUUCCAUUUGCAAAUGAUACAAUAUUGGUUCACAGACUUGAGGUCAAUUGAAUUGUUCUCAAUUUGUAUUAGUGUUUUUAUGGAAGGUUUUAUACAUGUAUUGAUAUACUUGGAAAAUACAAUGUGCCUUGUAUGGGUAUCAAAUGUAUAGGUUCUAUAGGCCUGAAACACAAUUCACCUCGCCCUGUAAAUGAUCAUUUUAAUUUGGUAUUCCACUGAAGCUGAUUUGGUAU